UUACUCAAAGAUACUUCAUAUGCGUCAUAGAUACGGUAUGUGGGCUUUUUAGGUUUGGGGAAGGACAUGCUGUGGAAAACGGCAAAAUCAAAUCUGCAAUUGCGCAGCGGAAAGUGAGUGGAAACGUUGGAAUAAAGCAGCAGAAGGUUACGCAGACUGUCCGCAUAGGCCGAGCGAUGUCGCGAUGGUGGCAUGAUUGGAGCUGUCCCGCUGACCAUAGACGGCACGUGAUGGUCAUUUGACGAACUUGAUGCCUCAGGCACAUAUUUUCUACAAGGUCAAUCGUACGUCCUCAACCUUACAGAUUAGGCACUCAAGUCUACACAUAAUGUAUGGCAGAUGUAUUUUCAAUUGUAUACACUUCAAGAUAACACAACAAACACUAAAUGCUACUUUCCAUUUGUCUCACCAAGCAAUUGCGCCUUUGCGGAUUCAAUUGAAAUCAUCUGUAUAUCUAUCAAACACUCCUACUCCUACCUACAGCGACAAACAGCCCUUGGAACCAAUGAUGAGGCAGACAAACGAAACCCCACCUCACACCCAAGCCCUAACAAUCCCUGCACAUCAAACUAUCGAAACUCCAACUCACGACACUCACCGAGAAAGCAACCCCCGAAAGCAAAGCCCAUCAAAGACCAACAUUGACAGGCAACAACAACGCACACGAGAACGGGCCUCCGUCCAAGGCGCCGACGCCCCUCGGCAAAAAAACAAGCAUACAGCAUCUGCCAAGGCAGCGCGGCCCCCAAGCGCACCCAGCCGUAAAGCACGUCCGCCUCUACGACUCUACGUCCGUAUUACGCUCGCUUGAGAUAUUUUUGGCCCCGCUGGAGCCUGGCGGCGGCGUGCAGCUUCCGUAACCCCGCCGAUCUCACUACCCCGUGCUUUCUCAUGUCCGAGAUGCUCCCCACCCCCAGCCAAAAACAAGUCUGGGGCACCGCAAUUUGCUAUCCCGACGAUGACGCCGUCGAUGCCAAUGUCCUUUUCUUGCUACCCG
Molecule: messenger RNA, 997 nt
Organism: Aplosporella prunicola CBS 121167
Lineage: Eukaryota; Fungi; Ascomycota; Dothideomycetes; Botryosphaeriales; Aplosporellaceae
Exons: 1
Coding region: 251-811 (186 amino acids)
Source: RefSeq, a predicted model, not a curated record